AUGAAGGAGAUUGAGGCAGAGAGGUGGCUGGGGAAUGGUGGUGGUGGCGUCAGGCGCGGCGGAGGAGGGUGGCGCGGCGGCGGUGGCUGCUGGUUGGGGGCAGGGACUUUGGGAAAGGGAGGGGGUGAUGAGGGUAGGGGAAAGGUUUGGGACGGGGGUGAGGGUGGUGGUGGUGGGCGGAUGGAGUGCGGCGGUGAUGGCGGCGCGGUGGGUGGCUAUCGUGGAGGGGGUGGCGUGGCGGCGGUAGAGGGAGAAGGGGAAAGAAGAGGAAGAAAGAGGGGGAAGGAGGAAGGGGGUGGCGUGGCGGUGGGUUCUGGGUGGUCGACGGGGGUGGCGAUGGUUCGGUGA
This is a messenger RNA of Arachis stenosperma, 348 nucleotides long. Its product is annotated as glycine-rich cell wall structural protein-like. Lineage: Eukaryota; Viridiplantae; Streptophyta; Magnoliopsida; Fabales; Fabaceae. The record is from RefSeq and is a predicted model, not a curated record. The transcript has a single exon. Bases 1 to 348 code for a protein of 115 amino acids.